Molecule: messenger RNA, 5359 nt
Organism: Notothenia coriiceps (black rockcod)
Lineage: Eukaryota; Metazoa; Chordata; Actinopteri; Perciformes; Nototheniidae
Gene: rif1
Product: replication timing regulatory factor 1
Exons: 16
Coding region: 1-4812 (1603 amino acids)
Biological process (GO): telomere maintenance
Cellular component (GO): chromosome, telomeric repeat region; nucleus
Source: RefSeq, a predicted model, not a curated record
AUGGGUUUUUCUUACGGAGAUGAAAUUUCUCUCUCCGUCACUGCUGACAGGAGACAGAUGAGUCACAACAACAACAACAACUCUGCCGAGAAAAGAGCCAGCGGAGCGGAGCGCGACAACAACGAGCCCUUGAAGCACCCUCUCCUCUCUGGUUCUUCCUCUUUCACUAAACAUGCCACUGUGCUCACCUUCAACCUCAGAGACGGAUUCAUCAACAUCGGCAAGGACGCUCCAGAUUCUCUUCUCUCCGUCUUAUGGACGAAUCUCGUCCGGUUUGUCAACUUAUCCAUAGAGUCCGCAGGCAGUAAGAAGGAUCGUCACGGAGGGGAAGUCCUGACUCUGAUGCUCCUGGCUCUGCAGAGCAUCGUCGACUCAGAAGCUCUGCCGGCAGCCAAAGUGCUGAUUCUCCUCGAGGCCACAGUGAAAGGUAUUCCUCAGAGAGUUCUGGGCUCUGCAUCGUAUCAGGUCGGCAAGAUGGACGUGCUGAAUGGAACGCCGGCUCUGUUCCUCGUGCUUCUCCUCUACAACAGCAGCAUGCUCUCCGCCUACAUCGAGGACGAGAGGUGGACAAAGCUUGACUUUGGCUCCCUGAAGCCCCCCCGCAGAGGAGUUUUGGACGAAGAGGCCUCCAUCGACUUCGUCUUCAUUCCUCCUGAGACCAAGGAGCGAGUGCUGACUGAGCACCAGAAGGAGGUGAAAAGGACAAAAAGGGUCGACAUCCCUGCCAUGUACAACAACCUUGAUGCGUCUCUGGAUACGACGGUGUUCACCCAGUACACCCAGAGCCAAGAGGACUCUUCGGACAAACUGGCAUCUGAACAAGCUCACAAGGUUACAGAUGAGGAGGCUACUGGCAAGGUUCCUCAGGAAGAUGUUGAAACAGAGGAAGACCAUGAAGUUCUAACCAAAGACACUCAAGACUAUGCCAGUCCGAAAGCGUUAGAUGCUAUGCCUGAAAACCAUAUUCAGGAAGAUAUGAUUCCUGAGUCCAGAGAUGUUUCUAUGGAGGACGAUACCAUUAGUGAUAGAGCAGAAGACUUGGAAAUGCAGUCUAAAGAAGGCCCAAGUCCUGACAUCUCUGGUUCUUCAGAUUUGGUCUCUGGGACUCCUCAGAAACAAAACAGUCGCCGUCAGUCCUUCAUCACUCUGGAGAAGUAUGCUGAGGGGAAAGCUGGUAGUCCCAGCAGUACUUUCACAGGUCCCCUAAUAAAGACCUCCGAUAGCCAAGAACGCUCCAACGCCAGCAAAAAGUCGUCGUCUCAGGUUUCACAGACAUCCACUAGUCCUGAGCCCCAAGGUUCCCAGUCCUCUCAGACAGGGAAAGUUAAAUCGGCGAGUCCUGUGACUGACGCUUUUGAGUCCCCUGUAAGACCAAAAGACUCUAGAAAAAGAACUGAGCCAGUAAAGCUGACUGUGAGACUGGCCAGCAACCCAACAGAGGACGAAGACGUUAUCCCCGACACCCAGACUGAAGGGGAGGACAAAGAAAUUACAACAAGUACCUCGGCAUCAGAGGAAACAAUACCCUCAUGCCAGGAAGAGGAAUCUGAUGCAGCUCUAGAUGAUUCUCGUUCUUCUCUGUCUGAGACUUCUCAAAGCGAACAAAGACGUUCUGGGCGCCCCAGAGUCAGACCUCUGCUGCCUGGAGAGAGCCCUGGGAAACAUGAAGAUAAAAACACGCUGCUGAAAAGGCGACGUUCUGGAGAGGAACCUAAAAGUGAUUCUUCAAAGUCGAGCAGGCCAAAGACAAGAAGUACACAGGCUGCUGAGGAGGACAAUGGCAGAUUACGAACGAGGGCUCAGAGGGACAAGAGUGAGUCGAACCUAACCAACUCUAAGAGAAAAGCAAAGCAGAAGAUGAAACUGUUCAACAAUUCGGAGGACUUCCUUGAAGAACUUGAACCCAAAAGGCGAAGCACCAGAGACUCCAGCCAAACUGAUUUGCUGGCUGAUAACGAAAGUCAGUCACAGGGUAAGCAAAGGCGGAGGAGCAAAGCAUCGAUGGAGAAAAUGGAUUCGGCUGACGUUGUAGAACAGGCCGAUGAGGAAAAGCCAAAGAAAGAUUCUCAAAUAAUCACACCUUCCCCUCAAACUAGUGCCAUACCCCAAGAGAUGGAGAUUGAAGAACAGACCAACAAUGACAUUGAUUCUCAGACUGUACAAGAUGGUGAAAAGCUAGAAAAAGACUUCGCUUCUCCUCAAAUUCAGGGCCAAUCCCAAGAGUCCGAGCUUAUAGAAAAGCCCAACAAUGAAAAGAAAGAUUCUCAGAUAGUCGCUUCUCCUUCAACUAAUGACGAGUCCGGAGAUACAACAAGCAAGACAGAGAAGUCGGUGAAUGAAUCGGAGGUUAAAGACCAACUUAAGACAAGGGAAGCCACAGAUGAUGACCUUACUCAAGGGGACUCUCAAGUGAUCACCCCCUCAUCUUCUGAAAGCCAGUCUCGGCGCAGAUCCGGAAGAAGCAAGGCAUCAUCUGAGGCAACGGGGUCUGAAAGUAAAAGUGAGAAUAAGGAUCCAUUAGAAAGGCGGAGCAGGUCUAAUUCUCAGGCUUCACUGACAGCUGACGGUCAGCCGGAAGCCAAAAAGAGAGGUAGGCCCAGAAAAGUACAAGAGGAUCCCUCAAAGUCGAGUCCUAUCCCAACCCCAGAAAGUUCUCAGUCUUUAGAUACCGCCAAGUCCUCCCAAGGCCUUGGACGCAAAUACCUACGUAGAACUUUUGAAGUGUUACCAGUCGCCAGUACAGAGUCUGAAAGCCAAGAGGCCAAAGAAGAUCCCCCAAUGCCCAAAAAGAGGGGAAGGAAACCUCGACUGUCUCUUCCAAGUCCUCUCACCGUUGAAUCUAAAGAAAGCCAAAUUACUAACGACAUGGUAAAAGGUGAUUCUGAUGCUUCUCAAAAGGCAGAAUUACAAAGUGUAGAAGCUAAAGCAGACUUGGAGGAUUUAGAGAAAUCGCAGAAUUCUGAAUCGCUCCAGAUAAACACUAAGGAGCAAGGUGACCCAGAAUCACAGAUGGAGGUUGAUGCUGUUGACAACACAAAGGAGAGCCAAUCGCUCACCGCUUCACCUCGCAAGGAGCAAACUCAAGUUACUGAGAUGGCCUCUACACAGGAAGGGGACACUGGAGACUUGCCCUCUGCUGAUAUGCCUGAAUCAGCUGGAAUCAGUACUGAACAGAAUCAAGAAGAGUUUCCAUGUGACCCUUCUGUUGAGGACACAGUGGAGCCCUCUGAUGAGUUGAUAGAAAAACGCCAGGUCUCCGAGUCUUCAGAGGAGAAAGCUGCUGAGCCUAGUGAGGAAGUUGCAGAGAAACAAGAGGAUGAUUCAGAUUCAAUGGAUCAAGAACCUCCAGGUCCAGCCGAGGAACCGGGUGUCGUUUCAGCCGAGGAACCGGGUGUCGUUUCAGCCGAGGAACCGGGUGUCGUUUCAGCCGAGGAACCGGGUGUCGUUGCAGCCGAGGAACCGGAGUUUGUUGCAGCCCAGGAACCGGAGUUCGUUACAGCCGAGGAUCUGGAUGUCGUUCCAGCGGAGGAAGAAGCUGAAGACUGUGACACUACUUUCGGUGAACAAGUCUCCACCAAGUGUCAAAAUGUAAUCGAUGAAGAACAGUCCGCCUCCAGCAAAGAAGGCGAAUCAACAUACCAGCACACAGAGUACACCAGUGCAGAAAGCGCCAUUUUAGAGCGUCAGUACGAAGAGGAAUCUCGAGCCCUCCACAGUUUGAACGAUGUUGUCGCAAAUUUGGAUGCUGCUCUGGCUCAAGUUUCUCCAGCGAAGCAGAAGGACCUGGAGGCUUUAAUGGCGGCAGAUCUCGGCCAAAGCCCCAGCAGCAGGACCAGAGGAACCUGGUCUCCUACAGCCUCCCCAUCCACAAGUAUCCUUAAGAAGGGUCUGAAGAGACCGCUCGAGGAUGAGACUCCCUCACCCAUUAUCAAAUCGAGGCGUGUGUCUUUUGCUAAUCCGAUCCAUCAUCAGGAAAUUGCGGACGACAUUGAUCGUCGCAGCCCUGCGCUCAGAACCAGCUCCCCGAGAAGAAACAAAGGCAGCUGUAUCCCUCAGCCAAAGUAUGUCACGACUCCAACAAAGGGCCUGCUGUUCCUGAGUCCCAGAAAUCUGCACAGUCCAGGCUACAAGAGCUCCAAGAAAUGCCUGAUUUCCGAAAUGAGCAAGGAUCGUCCCGUCUCCAAAGACUGCAUCUACCCUGCUCUGGUCGGCUGCUCGGCGCCAGUAGAAGCUGUGCUGCCGCAGAUCUCCUCCAGCAUGUGGUCUCGGGGUUUCGGGCAGCUGGUUCGAGCCAGAAACAUAAAAACUGUCGGCGACCUGAGCGCGCUCACUCCCGCGGAAAUCAAGACUCUACCAAUUCGCUCCCCGAAGAUCUCCAACGUCAAAAAGGCGCUAAAGAACUACGAACAACAACGUAAAGGACGAGGCUUUGAUGAGUUGAAGAGUUUGGAUGACUUGGAGAUGAUGACCUCUGAACUGGAGGAGACCAGUGCUCCUCAGAACCAGGAUGAAGACGACAAGACCUCAGAGACGCUAGCUACAGCGCUGAUAGACGAGCCGAUUCCUGCUGACGGUCCCAUGGAGGAAGACUGCCCCAAAAACCUGACUCCUGACACACCUGCCGGAGAACACACACCUGCAGGACGGCUGCAGGCGGAGGUGGAGGCUCUGAGCUGCAGCAUGACACCACAGGAACUUAAUAACUGCUCCUCUCAGCAGCUAGUCCAGAUCCACGAUCAGUUAUCGGGCAUGAUGAGGAGCGUCGUGGUCGAGCUGCAGACGCGAAUCUGCGAAAAAGAAGACAAACGCUGACAGCAGAUGUUGAAAAACACAUAAAGACAGAUCUAUUUAAGCUUCAACAAGACUUAAAUUGACAGAUUUAACAAAGAAAUAUUUGAUGCUUUUAACUCUGAAUUCCUGGUCUCAUCACAUUGAAUUUUCCAUACUUAAAGUGUUUUUUUUAAUAAAUGCUAGCAGCACUUUUUUAGUAUUUGUAGAUUGGGCUGUUGGAUAGUUUAUAAAAUGUUAGGAAGCACUCAAAGGGAAGCACAGUCACACUUUUUAAGCCACAUUAUUAAUACUAGUGUCCACAUGAAUGGCUUCUUGCUCCUCUUAACUAAUGUUUAAGUUGUGUACAUAUGCUACCCUCAUUUACAUUCAUGGGCCUGUUUUUUAGGCUGUUUACAAUUCAACCUAUCGGUGCUCUUGUAUAUUUUGUAAAAUGUUCUGUAAUUUCAGUUGAAUGUCUUUUUGCAGUUUUAAAGUCUUGAAGCAAGCUUUAGAUGGUAGUAGACACUUCUGUCUUUUUUAUUGAAGCAUUUAAAACUCCAAAUAAAAAAACUUAUAAUUUUAAGUUCAA